AUGAAGACUAGAGAGAACCGAGAGGAAAAUGGAACUCUGGAACCGUAUGUUGGUGGAAGACGAUGCAUGUUGGAGGACGCUACUGGGAACACAAAGGUACAGGCUACUGGGAACACAAAGGGUGCAGGCUGCUGGGAGCACAAAGGUGCAGGCUACUGGGAACACAAAUGUGCAGGCUACUGGGAACACAAAGGUGCAGGCUGCUGGGAACACAAAGGUGCAGGUUGCUGGGAACACAAAGGUGCAGGCUACUGGGAACACAAAUGUGCAGGCUACUGGGAACACAAAGGUACAGGCUGCUGGGAACACAAAGGUACAGGCUACUGGGAACACAAAGGUGCAGGCUGCUGGGAACACAAAGGUACAGGCUGCUGGGAACACAAAGGUACAGGCUGCUGGGAACACAAAGGUACAAGCUACUGGGAACACAAAGGUGCAGGCUACUGGGAACACAAAGGUGCAGGCUGCUGGGAACACAAAGGUACAGGCUACAGGGAACACAAAGGUGCAGGCUACUGGGAACACAAAGGUACAGGCUACUGGGAACACAAAGGUACAGGCUACUGGGAACACAAAGGUACAGGCUACAGGGAACACAAAGGUACAGGCUACAGGGAACACAAAGGUGCAGGCUACUGGGAACACAGAGGUACAGGCUACUGGGAACACAAAGGUACAGGCUACAGGGAACACAAAGGUACAGGCUACAGGGAACACAAAGGUACAGGCUACUGGGAACACAAAGGUGCAGGCUACUGGGAACACAAAGGUACAGGCUACUGGAAACACAAAGGUACAGGCUACAGGGAACACAAAGGUACAGGCUACAGGGGACACAAAGGUACAGGCUGCUGGGAACACAAAGGUGCAGGCUACUGGGAACACAAAGGUGCAGGCUACUGGAAACACAAAGGUACAGGCUACAGGGAACACAAAUGUGCAGGCUACUGGAAACACAAAGGUACAGGCUACUGGAAACACAAAGGUACAGGCUACAGGGAACACAAAGGUACAGGCUACAGGGAACACAAAGGUACAGGCUACAGGGAACACAAAGGUACAGGCUACUGGGAACACAAAGGUACAGGCUACAGGGAACACAAAGGUACAGGCUACUGGGAACACAAAGGUACAGGCUACAGGGAACACAACGGUACAGGCUACAGGGAACACAAAGGUACAGGCUACAGGGAACACAAAGGUACAGGCUACUACUGUUGA
This is a messenger RNA of Procambarus clarkii (red swamp crayfish), 1221 nucleotides long. The record is from RefSeq and is a predicted model, not a curated record. NCBI's taxonomy places the organism in Eukaryota, Metazoa, Arthropoda, Malacostraca, Decapoda, Cambaridae.